Messenger RNA from Chelmon rostratus (copperband butterflyfish), 738 nucleotides. It is a transcript of the gene sycp3, whose product is annotated as synaptonemal complex protein 3. The transcript has 8 exons. Lineage: Eukaryota; Metazoa; Chordata; Actinopteri; Chaetodontiformes; Chaetodontidae. Gene Ontology annotation, biological process: meiotic cell cycle; spermatid development. Bases 19 to 738 code for a protein of 239 amino acids. Gene Ontology annotation, cellular component: synaptonemal complex. The record is from RefSeq and is a predicted model, not a curated record.
ACAGAACAGGUAAGAAGAAUGGCAACAGCAAGAAGACAGAUGAAGAAAAAACAGCCCGAAGAAAAAUCAGAUAAAAAAGUAUUUGACUUUACUGAAGAGGAUGAAAAGAAAGAGCUCAGCGGGUCAGAGGAAGACGUCAGAGAGGAUAAAACCCCAACAGUGGAAAAGCUGGCCAAGAAGAGACCUGCAGCAGACUUUGAGGAGGAGGGGGCAGCAUGUGCUGUGGGAAAUGAGGUACAGUCUAUGUUGGAGAAAUUUGGAGCUGAUAUCAGCAAGGUGAUGCAGGCUAAGAAGAAACGCCUGGAGUGUCUGACGAAGAACUACAUGAAGGGAAGCCAACACAAACUGGAGCAGCUCUGGAACAACUAUCACACCCAGAGGCAGAAGAUGACUCACCAGUACUCCCAGCAGGUGUCCUCUGUGCUGCAGCAGUGGGAGGCUGAAGCCCAGCGAGCUGAGGAGCAGGAGGAGAAGUUUAAUAAUCUGUUCAGACAGCAGCAGAAGAUCCUGCAGCAGGCCAGAGUGGUGCAGAACCAGAAGCUGAAGACGGUCCGACAGCUGUACGAGCAGUUUGUGAAGAACAUGGAGGACAUGGAGAAGAGCCACGAUGCUUUCCUGCAGGGGGCGCAACAAGAGCUGAGGAAGGAGAUGGCCACCCUGCAGAAGAAGAUCCUCAUGGACACACAACAGCAGGAGAUGGCCACAGUCCGUAAAUCGCUGCAGUCCAUGCUGUUCUAG